This is a messenger RNA of Vigna angularis (adzuki bean), 831 nucleotides long. RefSeq names its product 60S ribosomal protein L9. The transcript is spliced from 3 exons. Lineage: Eukaryota; Viridiplantae; Streptophyta; Magnoliopsida; Fabales; Fabaceae. Gene Ontology annotation, molecular function: structural constituent of ribosome; rRNA binding. Bases 87 to 668 code for a protein of 193 amino acids. Gene Ontology annotation, cellular component: cytosolic large ribosomal subunit; ribosome. Gene Ontology annotation, biological process: cytoplasmic translation. The record is from RefSeq and is a predicted model, not a curated record.
ACAGUGAAGCGGUAAAGUGCGGAUUAGGGUUUUGUUUUGUAUUUGUGAGACCGGUGAAGGGUUGUGUGUGAGAGAGAGGAGGAAACAUGAAGACGAUUCUAUCUUCCGAAACGAUGAACAUUCCCGACGGCGUGAGCAUCAAAGUUCACGCGAAAGUGAUCGAGGUGGAAGGACCUCGUGGAAAAUUGGUGCGAGAUUUUAAACAUCUCAACCUCGAUUUUCAGCUCAUCACCGACGAGAAUGGCAAGAAGAAGCUGAAGAUCGAUGCCUGGUUCGGAUCUCGCAAAACCUCCGCCGCCAUUCGCACCGCCCUAAGCCACGUUGACAACCUCAUCACCGGUGUCACCAAGGGCUACCGCUACAAGAUGAGGUUUGUCUACGCCCACUUUCCCAUUAACGCCAGCAUCGCCAACGACAACAAAUCCAUUGAAAUCCGAAACUUCCUUGGCGAGAAGAAGGUGAGGAAAGUGGAUAUGCUUGAGGGUGUGUCUGUUGUUCGAUCAGAAAAAGUGAAGGACGAGUUGGUUUUGGAUGGAAAUGACAUAGAGCUUGUUUCCAGGUCUUGUGCUCUCAUUAACCAGAAAUGUCAUGUUAAAAACAAGGAUAUUCGGAAGUUCCUUGAUGGUAUUUACGUCAGUGAGAAGGGAACAAUACUAGUAGACGAGUAGAGUAGAUUAUGCUGCUGUUCUUUUGGAUUGGACAUCUUUUUUGUGCUAUCAUUUUGAGUUUGGAUUCAGAAUUUUGUGUUGUUUGACUUUUUUAUGGAAAUGUUUUCUUUGAAAUUUACUAAUCCAACAUGCUUGGAAUGAAACAUUUGCUGAAAUUUACUUA